This is a messenger RNA of Neodiprion fabricii, 10374 nucleotides long. Its product is annotated as MAP kinase-interacting serine/threonine-protein kinase 1-like. Lineage: Eukaryota; Metazoa; Arthropoda; Insecta; Hymenoptera; Diprionidae. Gene Ontology annotation, cellular component: cytoplasm; nucleus. The transcript has 5 exons. The coding region runs from base 1488 to 3056 and encodes 522 amino acids. Gene Ontology annotation, biological process: protein autophosphorylation; intracellular signal transduction; peptidyl-serine phosphorylation. The record is from RefSeq and is a predicted model, not a curated record. Gene Ontology annotation, molecular function: calcium/calmodulin-dependent protein kinase activity; calcium-dependent protein serine/threonine kinase activity; ATP binding.
CCAUCUUGGCGAGGCUAGUCGGAAACCAACUGCCGAGCAGUGAGGGACGGUGAACGAGACAAGACCCGAUGUGCUAGCCGAAGGAAUUUUUGCGCUUCCGAGCCGAAUUGCCGCUGCGUGCGAGAGAGGCUGAGUGAUAGCGACAACGAAUACACCACGGGGUUUCGAGUACAUAUUCGAAAGCCUAUUUAAGACGGAUAACCACACGUUAUCGGAGAGCCUGACUAUUUCGAGGUCAGCUUUUCUUGUCGGCAAGUUUGUUGGAGCGGUUUGGCGAGCAAGAGAGGGAAGGAGAAAAAGAGAUACAGAGAGCUAAGGCGAAAGAAGAAUAUAUAAGGCGAGAUAUAGUUGUGAGAGGCGUCGGGAUCCAAAGGGUUGAUUAUAGAGAGAGAGAGAAGAGAGAGAGAGAAAGUGGUUUUGACCCUGCUGAUAUCGGAUAAAAUCGUCGAUACGUCGGCAGCUGUAUAAGAGGGGUAAAAUUUAAAAAAAAAAAAACCUGAGAGAAGGAGAAGAAAAAGAAGUGCAGUGCCAAGUCUGUGAUAGUAUUUAUUCAAAAAACGAAAAUAAUUAAAAAAAAAAAAAGAUUUAAAUAAAACUAGAUGAUUGUUUGUUUAAAGGAGAGUUAAAAAGUAAUAAUAAUAAUAAUUAUCAAAACCACAACAACAACAACAACAACAAAUUUAAACAAACAAACAAAUAUUUAGUCGAAACCACGCGAAGAAUAGAUAGGAUUUAUAUUUAUUUAUAUCUGUGAUACCCUAACUGAUAUAUAUUAUAACCUACUUGUUGAAGAGGUGUGUAAAAAAAAAAAAUAAAAAAAAAAACGAGGUAAUAAUCGUACCAUCGGAAGGAGAUCGAGAGACGAAAAAUAAAAACGAAUCACCAGCAUAAGCAGGUAUCCACAGAAAAAAAGGGGUAUAUACAUCAAAGGUAUUUAAAAAAAGUGAAGGAAACCAAUAAAAGUUCUACCACCACUUCUACCGAUCUGACGUACAAAGAAUUAGACGGUGUUUACAACACUUGUAUUUAAUCGUCAGACCAACGCAGAACCGAGACCCGAAGAAUAUAAAUAUCAGUAAUACCUGGUUGAUGUAAACGGUUUUAAUUUUCGCUGAUUUUCCGUUCCACCUUUCUCGCUCGGAGAAAUAAAAAAAAAAAAAAAAAAAAAACAAACAAAGCAAAAAGAACCGAGCAUAAAAAAAAAAAAUCGCUCUUGUAAAUAUAUCUACGACUGACUAUUAUUUUUUAUAAUUGUAUUAUAAUAUUAUAAUUAUCGAUUGGUAUCGGUGCAAAGAUUUAAACAUUGGAGAAUAAAUAAAAAUUGUAUAUAAACAAUUUAAAAAAAUCGUACUAUUAUCGGCUGCGUUUUCGGCCUUCGGAUCGUUGCGCGUCUGAUAAAGAGUUUAGAAGAGGAAGUCAAAGAAAUUUAGGCUAUCAGGACCACCGGAAGCAAAAGAGAACACUUUUCCAACAUCUCGCCGAACAAGAUGGUCGAGAAAAUAUUGGAGGAACGUGAAGACGGGCGGCAGGAGUCCGGAAGAGGCGAUGGCGGGUGCAGGGAAAUCGCGUCCAACGGAGAAUCCAUGAGCGCUGUUCAAGCCCGUCAAGAAGAAGCCAGGCGAAAGAGACGCAGGAAGAAACGUUCCGGUUCGUCUCUUGUCUCAUCUUGUUUCCAAGAACUUUACAAGCUUACGGGUGAAGUUCUUGGGGAAGGAGCGUACGCUUCUGUGCAAACCUGCGCUUCCCUGUAUACCGAUUUGGAAUAUGCGGUUAAAAUCAUUGAUAAAAUUCCGGGACACGCGCGUGCCAGGGUAUUCAAAGAGGUUGAAACCUUCCAUCAUUGUCAGGGACACGCCAACAUCAUACAACUUAUCGAGUUCUUUGAGGAUGACGAGAGGUUCUAUUUGGUGUUUGAGAAAGUAAACGGAGGGCAGUUACUGAACAGAAUUCAAGAGAGAAUUCACUUCACCGAACGUGAGGCGAGCGAAAUUGUCAAAGAGAUAGCCAGCGCCUUGAAUUUCCUCCACAAGAAAGGAAUAGCGCACAGGGAUCUAAAACCUGAAAACAUCUUGUGCGUCCAUCCGGACAAGCUGACGCCCAUAAAAGUUUGCGACUUUGACUUGGGCUCAGGGAUUAAGUUCAACAAUUCGCUGUCAAGCCCAAUUGCAACACCGCAAUUAUUAACGCCUGUCGGUAGUGCUGAAUUCAUGGCACCUGAAGUGGUCGAAGCUUUCAUCGGCGAGGUGAAUUCUUACGAUAAACGCUGCGACUUAUGGAGCCUGGGUGUUAUCAUGUAUAUACUGCUGUGCGGAUACCCUCCGUUUUAUGGAAAUUGCGGCACUGAUUGCGGCUGGGAGAAAGGAGAGAAUUGCCAGUCUUGUCAAGAGCUUUUAUUCACCAGUAUCCAGGAGGGUAGAUACGAAUUUCCUGAUAGGGAAUGGCGAUGCAUUUCGGAGGAUGCAAAGGACUUGAUCAGAGGAUUGUUGGUCAAGGAAGCUCACCAAAGACUCAGCGCCGAGAGUGUGUUGAAACACCAUUGGAUUAAUCCUGGACCAACAGGCGAGGAAGGGGGUGACAGGUCGCUGACCACUCCACAAAUUAUUAGAAGGAAUAAUUCAGCUCGUGAAUUGUCGGCAUUCGCGGAAUCUGCUAUGGCUGUUAACAGAGUCGUUCUACAACAUUUCUCAGUUAAUUUGGAAGAAUUGGCCGAGAAUAGAGAGCCGAGAUUAUCUACGUCGUCGACCGAUGAGGACAAUCAUCCGUACGGACAUAUGUCGGAUUCCAGCAGCGAAUUGUCAGAGCAUGGAAAAAAUUGCGUCACUCAUUCCUCGAGCGAGUUUGACACACCUCGGGCAAAGUCGUGUUCCGUUCACUCGAGCAUUGACUUGAGCGAUUUGAAGAUCAUCGGCAGGAAUCGACUCAUUGGUAAGGAGUCUCUCAAUCUGUUCGGGCUUUCACCCCCUAGCGAGAGCAGACUGAUGCAGAGGAGACUCAAGGCGCGUUCAAGUCUACUCGAACGUCGCACCGACUCAAUUGUAGCGUCGCCAAGUGGCUGAUAGGCGAUGUGAUGAUUUCAGAUUUGGAAACUAUGUCAUCUUUUGUCGCAUCUACUCGUAUCAACGAAAAGAGAAACUGAGAAAUUGUUGAUAUACGCAUUAAACAAUGAGAGGAAAUUUUUUUUUUUUUGCUUUGAUUCUUAAGGAAAUUUGAAAUUGUAAUUGAAAAUUUUCUUGUUCUGCGGUUGACGUUAAUACGGCUAUAAUGAUAUUGUAGCCACUCUUCCCCUGACGUGGCGUUACACUUUUUCGGUAAUUUGCUUUUAACAUUUUUUAUUUAUUUUUAUUUUAUUUUAUUUUAUUUUUUUUUUUUUGUCACAGUUUUUGUUAAUAAUAAGAAUACCUAUGAAGUGGAAAAUUAAUUCUAAACUUGAGAGAAAAACAAAAAUAAAAUACGAGAGGAAAAAAGUUGAAAACAUUACCGCCGAGGCUGAAAUUAUCUGAUGCAAACAUUCGACACAAAGUACCCACUGACACGUAUAAAUUUGAUAGUGUUUCCGAUUACGUACGUUUAAAUUCAGACUUUGAUAUCGGUAUAUGGUAAAUCUGUGAAAAAUAUGUACAUGCAUAUUAUUACAUUUUGAAAUUCUCUCACUACUACUACUAUUCUACCUCUUUCUCUCUCGCUCUCCCUCACUUUUUCUCUGUCUUGAAUUUAAUUGUAAAAGCCUUUUUACAUUUCGUUAUUUUAUAUGAUAAUUUUUAAUCAAUCAUUAAUGACCGAAUUUUGUAAAUUGUUGCCCGCCCUUUGAGAGCCCGGGGUGCACUGUAAAAGGUUUGCUCAUUAGGAAGGUAGAGGGUAGAUUUUAAGGUUGAAGUAGGGCAGAGUCGCGGUGGGCGAGAAGAGAGAAAAGAGCAAUUUCGUAGGUAUUGUAAGAAGAUUGAUAAAAUUGUAAAAUUAUCAUUGAUUAAUCGUAAAAAGAAGGAAGAAAAAAAGUGUUGAAAUUUGUACCUGUACCUUAAGGCAGAUAAUUGAAACAAAAAACAAAAAAAAAGUAGAUGAGUGUAAAAAUAUAAAAAGUGCAAAUCAGUAGUAAAAGAGAUAAACCUGUUGCGACGUUCGAGUCUCUGUUGAUGAUGAAUUUAAAGAUUUAAAUCUAUUAAUUAUUGUGUAAUUAUAGAAUUUUAACGAAUCAACUACCACCUUUCCAAUGGGUUUGUACAACGCUACUUGAUAUGUAACAUUGUAGUAUAUAUUGUAGUUGAGACAGACACAGGGAGUUAUUUUUGGGGAUCAUUCAUGGGAGUUGGAUCUGUAGUGCAAGUUUCAUUUAACGGUCAACUCAGUCAUGGAAAUAUAUUGGCGUAUUUCUUCGCAAUAUUAUAAAGAAAAAACAAAAUUUUUCAAACGAUUAUUAUUAUUGUUAUUAUUACUAUUAAUACUACUUCUGCUACUACUAUUAGACAUAUUAUUAAUAAUAUUAUUAUAUUCUCAAGUAACAGUAUUGUAGGUUUGUUCAUUCUGGGUAUGCAGGAUGUGCCGUGUUGACUCCAAAUUCGGAACUUUUGAAUUACGUCCGUUGAUCGUGUUUUUUUUUUUUUUUUUUUUUUUGGAACACUACCUUGCACUAUUUUUCCAAUUUCCCACCUUUCUUGCGUCUUUUUUUCUGAGAUACGAACCUGUGCAUUUGUUGAGAAAAGAAGUCGCUAAACAUUUUCGUACUAUUGUAUUACGGCGAGAGAAAUUGUAGAGGUAACUCAGGGCAGACCCAAGAGCUGUAUAAACCCUUGUAUUACACUUUCCAUAGGAAAAAAACAAACAACAAAAGAACAAAAAAUAAGUAGAAUAUGAACAAAACAACACUUACACUGGCACAAAAAUAUACUGUACAAAUAUUUUCACGUACUACAACUGUAUUGUAUUAACCGAUGUUACUGGUCAUCGGUUAGGUUGGUCAUGACAAAUUUGCACAGUUAUUUACAAAACAGGGAAAACCAUAGAAAAAAAAUUAUACGUUUAAUACACACUGCGCAGUGUUGGAAAAUUUCUGAGCGAAUCUCUGUGAAAUCAAUUUCCGCCGACGUGACUAAACUUUGAGCAGGUGGACAGUUGCAAUUAAACCAAACAACUGUCUUGUUUUAUAAGUCAUGAAAUGACUGCUCAGGAACUGUCUGACAAAAUAUUCGGAGAAAGACGGGAGAAAAUGAAAAGAAAACACAUUUUGCAAAGAAUAAUAGCGAUUGAACUAAGUUCAUCGCCAGUUGGGAACUAUUCUUUUAUUUCCUCUUUCUCGAGUUUAAACUCUUACGAUAUGUUGUUUAAUAAUCAUUGGGAAUAGUUUCGAGCUCCAAUGUGAAUGAAAACUUGUCAUUUCCUUUCUUUUUCUCCUCCCUUUUUCAAAAUGAAAAUAUUUAAUCGCGUAUAAUUUUACGCGAGAAAUGUUGAACCGCCGUAGAAAAAAAAAAGAAAGAAAAAAAAAUUUAAUAAUAGCAGUAAUAAUAUUAAUAAUAAUAAAGGCCAUAAUACCGAUUUAACGUUAUUUCUAACGAUUUUUGUAAGCGGUAAAUGGAUGCGAGUGACAUUGAAUGGGAAAGAAAGAAAAAAAAAAAAAAAAGAAGAAAGCAGGAAAAAAAAUAACUACUAGCGUAAGCACUUUCUUGUAUAGUGUUAUUAAGAUGUAAUUUUAAGCCUUCCCCUCGUUUAUACCCAACGUGAUCUUUAAGUUUUACGCAAUGCCAUAAAGAGGGACAAAUUAAUUAUUAACAAUCAUUCAUUCGUUUAUAAACACAUCCUUGUUGUACGCAGUCACAUAUUUAUUUACAUCUUCUGGACUUCAAUAUUGUAAUAGGUUUAUUUAGCAAGAAAAUUGACAGUAGAUCAAUUUCUUACGUACUUGUACAUUGCGUUUAUACUUUUGUCGUUACUACAAUAUACAUCUUACGUAUAUUUUCUAUACCUAUACGUUAUCGUUUCCAGUGUCCAAGAACGUUUCUUACAUCGUCGAUACCUUAUAGGAAGUCAUUUUAUUGCAUCGUAAUCAAUACACUUGUCCCUCGAUAUUGCACAGCGGAAGACGACCCUCAACCUGAAUAUUGCACUUCAGUUUAAUGUACAAGCUGUGUUAAGGAAAAGACAAAAAAAAAAAAGAAAAAAAGAAAAAAAAUGAGGUGUGAAAGAGAAGAAAGAAAUGUAUGUUUUUUCUUUCGUUACAGUACGAUUUCAACAGUUUGUGUUGAUCCGUUGUAACAUUGUCAUGUUGAUAUAUAAAUGUCCAAUCAAGGUAUGUAAUCUGACUAACUGAUCGUGUAAUAUUUGGGCUUGAGGACAAAGAAAAUAAGAAAAUUGCAAAACAGAUGAAGUAAAUAAAUAGAUUUUCAUUACUUUUUUUAAAUAACGCUCUGAGAGAGUUCGAGAAAUAAAUAUGAAAAAAUGAAAAAAAAAAAAAAAAUAAUAAAAAAUCAUGAGUCGUUUUUUAAUUGGUUGUACGUUUUUUUUUCUUGUUUUUGCCAUACUCCUUAAUCACUAAUCUUUCGUCUCGGAAUUAUCGUUACGACUUAGGUCUUACUUUUUUUUUUUUCUAUCGAAUUCAUUUUUCCACUUCUUCGCUUCACUUCUGUAACCUCACUCAUAUUUUAUUUCAAGCACAUUAUGUAUAUCUCUAAAUUACCCUAUAUCUACAUACAUAUAAUGUACUGUCAGUCCUCGCGAAAAAAUCGUCAAAUAACGAACGAAUGAGUAAUACCUAAUGAUAAUAAUAAUAAUUGAUCGAUGUAAAUGCUAUGUAAAUAAUUAUACUUUAACUCCUUGUACGGUGCAAGAUUUUACGAAACUUAGUUGUGAUAACUAGGAACGUAAAAAAUUUAUCCUGAUGCAAUAAGUUCAUAAGAAAAAAUCGUCGAAUAAAUCAUAGCGUCAACUCUCUGCGAUACUAGAUCGUCUGACGAUAAAUUUUUCAGGUUUUUCAAUAUAGUCCUGUGAAAAAUGUCUGUUCCCGAUAUCACUACAACGCAAUUUCAACACACAUUAUAAUAAUGUGUGAAAUAUUUACUCGGGCGCAUUAAGCGACUAAUUGCGUAAAAUCUUGGGUUACCUAAUUAAUUUUACUAACUUCGUAUGAUAUGUUGAAUGGACUACGAGUGUACAUAACAAAGAGCUAUUAGUACACGCCUAUAUGAUAGAUAUAGCGUACCCUAGUUUCCCAAAAAAAAAGAGAAAGAAAGAAGAAAAACGAAAAAAAAAAAAAACAAAAAAUACAAAACACAUUUAGAACAAAUUAUUGCAAAAAAUGUUGAAAAAAACGAAAAAAAAAACAUUUAAAAGGAAAGAAAAAAGAAAAAAAAAAUGCCAAAAAUAUAAUUUUUUAUUUUUCAUACCCGUAGACAUACGAAUAUAUUUUUGACGCUGGUGAAGAGAUUCUUCGAGAAAUGCAAUCGUCGCAAUAUAAAUAAAUAUACAUGAUAACAUGCAUGUAUGUAUAUGUGCAACGAGUGAAACUUUCGACCACUGCAUUUCUGGGCGAAGGCAUAAUUAGUAUUAGACGAUGUUUUGUACUGGGGCUGCUUUGCUGAAGACCUUUGUUAGCGAACGAGGCCUAAAGGUGGAUCGAAGUUAUGUUCGAGUUGCGUGUAGAAAUUUAUAACAAUGCCAAAUGUCGCGAAAGAGUGAAAAUAAUUUGAAGAAAAAAAAAAAAAAAAAAAACACAAAUUUCAUUUUUAAUGUUCAAUUUGUAUCCGCAAAUGGGAUACAUAAAUACACAGAUGAUAUAUCGUCGGAUAUUUUUUUUUUUUUUUUUUAUUCAAGGCUAGAACAUUCUUCACGCAGCUUUUCAUGUGUGUAGUAAAAAAAAUUCGAUUGUGUUUAAAAAUUGCAGAAGAGCAUCAAUACAUAGAGGUAUUUUUCAAGGCGCAAGUUAGCGUAGUGAAACACAAAUGUUGAGACUGGAUUGUGAACGUACAAACUUUAUUGUAAACCUAAUAAUAAUAAAUUCAAGAUUUAUUGAAUUAAAUACCGAAAAUUUGAAUGUUGGUUUUUUUUUUUUUUUUCUCCCGUUUCUUAACAUAGCUCCGAAGCUCUUCGAGUAUAUAUAGCUUUGGCUCUUCGACGAAUAAUUGAUAAAAAUGGUUUACCCUUCCCCUUCCCCUUCCCUCCCUCUUCCCUCACCUCUUUUCAAAAUCCGAUAAACCUGAAUGACGGAGAAAAAAUGAUUUAAAAAAAAAAUGGUAUCUCCGGAAGGAAGGUUUGGUAAAAGAAUUUUUCAUUCCCGUGUAAGGCCCUCCACCUCCUGCCCUCGGUUUCUUUCAUGCAUCAUAAAUAGUUACUCAUUUAUGUACCAUGUAUAUGUAUGUACAAUAUAUGUAACGUUUUUAUUUUGUAUAAGAAAAGUAGAAUCGCGCCGGCCCAAGAGAAAAAAAAAAAAAAGAAAAAAAGUUGUGUAUAAUAGUCGACGAAAAUUUGCAAAAGGAUGUUAUUAUAAGUCUGGUAAUGAUUAAUUGCCGGGAUGAAAAAUUGAUCCAAGUUAUGGAACGGCGCUUGACGGAGCGAGCAUACAUUAAUGUGCUGUGCAAAUUUUAUAAUGGAAAGUGAGACGUAUCUUUGAUGCCCGUUAUAAUAAAGCUAUCUUGCACCGUCUCAUCGCUUGGUUCAGAUUAAACAGUAAUGUGUAAUUAUACCGGUGUGACAGGGCGACUUUUUUCAUGAAAAUAUUGAAAUUAAAAAACGGUAGCGCCGUUUAAGUUGCAAACAUUGUCGGGCCCUCGAAAAUUAGAAAACAAAAAAGAAAAAAAAAAAACAGAAAAUUAACAAUCUCAUGUACAUAAGACGAAUCAUUAUAACCGCAAAUAAGAAAUGUAAUAAAUCUACGAUAAUAAUGAUACUAUUAAUAUGAAUAUUUUUAAUUCGUUGCGCUUUGAUUUAUAGAUUUAUCUUUAUUUGCGAGUUUAUAUGUAGAGUUUCCACUUUAAUAACACGAGCAGAAUAUUGCGUACGUCUAACAUCAAGUUUUAUCAUGAAACAAUUUGUAAUCGAUUUUAAAAUCGAAUAUAUCCACUAGAAUUGAAUCGGAAACAUUUUUCAACAAGAACGAGAAAAAACUUUCUGUAUCCCUUGUUUCGCGUUACUUUUGCUGCGAGAACUCAAGUCUCGCAAUAAUUUUCAUACUUGUGAUUUCGUCGCAACAAAAGAUCGCAAUUUCUGCACAUAAAUGAGCGUGAAAUAAAAUUAUCAUUAUUUCAUCCAACAAUCUAAUUGUUGAACGUACAUCGGAAACUUGCUAUAGUAUUGUAACUGUACGGAAACGCCUUAUGUCAAAAAAAAAAAUCGGCGAAUUACAUAUGUAUCGUAUAUGUAUGUAUACUUAGUCUACACUUCAGAUCUAAAACGUUAUACAUUUCAGAGUACAUGUACAUAUACAUGUCAAAGGUUUACUAAGUGCAAGAACAUAAAAAAAUCGAUGAAAAUAGGCGGGGAUAACGAAAUGAAAAGAAAAAAAAAGCAAAAAAAUUAAAAAAAAAAAAAAAAUUACAAAACCAAACAAUUAUUAAGAUAAUAGAGAAGAGAUGUGUCUCGAUGGACAAUGUUUGAUAACUACUAUAGACAGAUGACCGCAGUCUUAUAAUGUCCGAUAUCUAUGAUUAAAUAGCUCGAAAAUUAUGCGUAAAAUUGAAAAAAAAAAUCUAAAGUUAAAAGAAGAUCACUUGUCCGUACAUAAUGCAGAAUAACGGUAACGACGGAAAAAAUAAAAAUUGUAGUGAUUAAAAGAGUGCUAUAUACAUUAUAUUUAACCGUAGAUAAAACUCAGCAAAGAAUAUUAUACUUUACAUAUACACGAAAGGGUGAGAAAGUUUUUGUAUUGCAUUGUAUUGUAUUGUAUUGUAUUUGUCGCAGAUGAGAGGGAGUGAAUACGGAGGAAUAUAAUAAGUAUAAGAUCGUCCUUUGAUUGGUAAUGCAAAUAAUAACAAAGAAGCAAGCAUUUUGUAAUUUACAAAUUUAUCGUAGACUCUUAGGUGAAACUUACUUGUAUUAGGAAACAGAAUGCUUGACGAUUUUGUAUUUAUAUUGUAUUUGUACUGCAUUGCAUUGCAUUGUAUUGUAUCGUAUUGUAUUGCAUUGUAUUGAAUGCCUAUAUUAUUGCUUUGUUUCAAAGCAAAGUCGAAAACGAAGUCAUAAUUGCGCUUUCGAAUUAUCGAACGUACACGUGAGUCACGUAAAAGCGGUGGAAAUGUGAAAGAUACAAAGAAUGGUGAAAAAAACCCGAGCAUUUUAUAGAUACCUCUGGUGGUGCACCUAAUCUAACCAUUAUUAAUCGUACUUUAAUUAAUAUGCAUUAUUAAUGGGGAUCAGCAUCGAAAAUAAAAUGCAGAAAAAUAAUUGAAAAAAAUA